GAUCGUGAUUGGUCAUUAGUCGAUAGCCCGGAGGAAGAGUCGUGUAUGCUUUUCUAUUCAAAUCGUGUUUUGAAUGCUCUUUAUUGCUUUUAUUGUAGGUGUUAGAGGUGUUCGUGCUGUAUUAGUUGGGGCAGUCGGGGAGCAUAGCGAUUCGUGUUCUGGUUGUGGUGAAGUUUUAAGUCACGCUUCUGCUGAGAAUUUUAAAGCGUCGUUGGAAGCAAAUCAUCGUGCAAGUGAUAAAGGUUAG
This is a messenger RNA of Didymodactylos carnosus, 247 nucleotides long. The record is from the annotation of a GenBank genome assembly. Lineage: Eukaryota; Metazoa; Rotifera; Eurotatoria; Philodinida; Philodinidae.